AUGGGAUUCACCGGUUUUUUCAGAAUACUUCAAUUCAUUUUCAACAUCAUUUGCCUUGCUCUUUGUGCAGCACAUUUUAGACCAGCAAAAGCAUUUGCUUUGGGAGUCAGCUCGGCUAAUAUGAUUUAUAACAUCUAUACAUUGUUCAUUGUGCCGCAAAUGGAGCAAAAAACGUUUGCUGUUUUGAUUCUUGUUGCAGAGCUAGCUUUCCCAAUUCUAUACCUUACUUCCUGUAUAAUUUUGGUGGUUAAAACUAAAGCUGAUUAUGUCACGAGUUGGACCGUCAACUUUACACUGCAGUAUGAUAAGUACAGGGAUGUUCCUUAUAGCACUGUUGCGAUGGCUGCAGGGAUAUUUGGACUUGUUUGUCUGUUUUGGUUUGGUUUCACUUGCUUUGCGUUUUUUAAAUAUACUUAUUUUCCUAUUUGCCGCAAUGGCAAAGGGUUCAAGUCCUUGUUUGAGGUCUACGUGUUUAAAUUUGGCUGUGUUGUUUACAACAAAGAUAAAAGUAAUAAUUAUCGAAACCUGAAAGACCUCGAAAAAAGUGAUCCACAAAAAAUUCUGAACAAAGGGACAACAUUAGAUACUGCCGUAUUGUCCUCCAAUGACACUUUAGAGGCAGAAGAGAAAAGCCCUAUUUGA
Candida albicans SC5314 is the source of this 642-nucleotide messenger RNA. RefSeq names its product Mrv5p (gene MRV5). The record is from RefSeq and is a predicted model, not a curated record. Lineage: Eukaryota; Fungi; Ascomycota; Pichiomycetes; Serinales; Debaryomycetaceae. Gene Ontology annotation, cellular component: membrane. Bases 1 to 642 code for a protein of 213 amino acids. The transcript has a single exon.